This is a messenger RNA of Manis pentadactyla (Chinese pangolin), 3843 nucleotides long. It is a transcript of the gene KCNA5, whose product is annotated as potassium voltage-gated channel subfamily A member 5. Gene Ontology annotation, molecular function: protein binding; delayed rectifier potassium channel activity. NCBI's taxonomy places the organism in Eukaryota, Metazoa, Chordata, Mammalia, Pholidota, Manidae. The record is from RefSeq and is a predicted model, not a curated record. Gene Ontology annotation, cellular component: voltage-gated potassium channel complex; membrane. The transcript has a single exon. Gene Ontology annotation, biological process: potassium ion transmembrane transport; protein homooligomerization. Bases 299 to 2113 code for a protein of 604 amino acids.
CGCCGCUGCAGCCAGAGAGGGGCGGCUGAAGGUUGCAUCUGCUGGAAGGAGGCUUCUGGCUGGCUGCUUGGUAACGGGCUGCCAGAACGGAGAGAGGCAGACAGCAGGGCAGCGGUUUCUUGACGUCAGGACCAAGCGAGGGGAUCGCGCCAGCAACCCCGGCCAGCCCUGCAGUGGGCAGGCCGACGGUGGGAGAAGAGCCGACGCCAGGUGCCCCGAGGGUCGCGAGCGGGGGAGGGGGGUGAGGGGGGUUAGGAGCCGGUCUGCAGGGGCGCAGCAUGCCCCCUGUCCCCGGACCAUGGAGAUCGCCCUGGUGCCCCUGGAGAACGGCAGUGCCAUGACCGUCAGAGGAGGGGAGGCCCGGGCAGGGACAGGCUGUGGCCAAGCCUCAGGGGGACAGCUCCAGUGCCCCCCGAUGGCCUGGCUCAGCGAUGGACUCAAGGACCAGGCGUCAAGGGGGCGCGGCGCGCAGAGGGGCGCAGAGCCAGGAGGGCGGGCUUUGUCCCCGCUGCCCCAGGAGCUGCCACAGCCUAGACGACUGCCUCCGGAGGACGAGGAGGGAGAAGGCGACCCGGCCCUGGGCAUGGCCGAGGAGCAGGCGCUGGGCGCGGGGUCCCUUCACCACCAGCGCGUCCUCAUUAACAUCUCCGGGCUGCGCUUCGAGACGCAGCUGGGCACCCUGGCGCAGUUCCCCAACACCCUCCUGGGGGACCCGGCCAAGCGCCUGCGCUACUUCGACCCCCUGAGGAACGAGUACUUCUUCGACCGCAACCGGCCCAGCUUCGACGGCAUCCUCUACUACUACCAGUCCGGGGGCCGCCUGCGCAGGCCGGUCAACGUCUCCCUGGACGUGUUCGCAGACGAGAUCCGCUUCUACCAGCUGGGGGACGAGGCCAUGGAGCGCUUCCGGGAGGACGAGGGCUUCAUCAAGGAGGAGGAGAAGCCCCUGCCCCGCAACGAGUUCCAGCGCCAGGUCUGGCUUAUCUUCGAGUACCCGGAGAGCUCGGGGUCCGCGCGCGCCAUCGCCAUCGUCUCAGUCUUGGUCAUCCUCAUCUCCAUCAUCACCUUCUGCUUGGAGACCCUGCCUGAAUUCAGGGAUGAGCGCGAGCUGCUCCGCCACCCCCCACUGCCCCACCGGCCUCCCGGGCCUGCGCGGGGAACCAAUGGCAGCGGGGUGGUGGCUCCCCCCUCUGGCCCGACAACGGCGCCUCUCCUGCCUAGGAGCCUGGCUGACCCGUUCUUCAUUGUGGAGACCACGUGUGUCAUCUGGUUCACCUUUGAACUGCUUGUGCGCUUCUUCGCCUGCCCCAGCAAGGCAGAGUUCUCCCGGAACAUCAUGAACAUCAUCGACGUGGUGGCCAUCUUCCCCUACUUCAUCACCCUGGGCACCGAGCUGGCAGAGCAGCAGCCAGGGGGCGGAGGAGGGGCCGGCCAGAACGGGCAGCAGGCCAUGUCCCUGGCCAUCCUCAGAGUGAUCCGCCUGGUCCGUGUGUUCCGCAUCUUCAAGCUCUCCCGCCACUCCAAGGGGCUGCAGAUCCUGGGCAAGACCUUGCAGGCCUCCAUGCGGGAGCUGGGGCUGCUCAUCUUCUUCCUCUUCAUCGGAGUCAUCCUCUUCUCCAGCGCCGUCUACUUCGCAGAGGCCGACGACCAGGAGACCCACUUCUCCAGCAUCCCGGAUGCCUUCUGGUGGGCAGUGGUCACCAUGACCACGGUGGGCUAUGGGGACAUGAGGCCCGUCACCGUCGGGGGCAAGAUCGUGGGCUCGCUGUGUGCCAUCGCGGGGGUCCUCACCAUCGCCCUGCCCGUGCCCGUCAUUGUCUCCAACUUCAACUACUUCUACCACCGGGAGACGGACCAUGCGGAGCAGGCAGCCCUUAAGGAAGAGCAGGGCAGCCAGAGCCAGGGGACCGGGAUGGACAUCAGAGGCCAGCGGAAGGCCAGCUGGAGCAAGGGGUCCCUCUGCAAGGCUGGGGGGUCCCUGGAGAAUGUGGAUGGAGCCCGAAGGGGAAGCUGCCCCCUAGAGAAGUGUGACCUCAAGGCCAAGAGCAGUGUGGACUUGCGGAGGUCCCUGUAUGCCCUCUGCCUGGACACCAGCCGGGAAACGGAUCUGUAAGGGGUCCAGGCGGAAUGGUGGUUGUGGGGUGGGGGCAGUGGAGGGCUCCUGAACCUGGGCAUCUACUUCAUACCGCAGAGUAUUUCAAGCCACCCUGUAACCUAAAUCUGUCCCUCUGCUCACUCCUUCCCCCCUUCUUUCUCCCCUCCUUCAGUCCCCCCAUUUUUCCUCUUCUUUCCAUGACACCAUGGGUCACCUAUUUUUAAAAACUACCACAUUCCAUGACGCAGGAGCUGUUGAAAUGGUAAGCACUGUGAAAUGGAUGUAUUUGUAGCCAGUUUCCUAUACCCAGCAGAGGGAUAACCCAAACAAAAAUGACUUUAAAUAGCCCAGGUCCCAAGAGAUUUUGUAACCCCCGCCCCAUCUGUGGGCUCCAAAUUUGCUUUACAUAUGAUUAUAUUUGUGUAUAGGGGAAAAUAAUAUUUUUACGGCUGGUGAGUGGACUUUUGUAUGGUAGUUCAGAUGGAGAUAUUUUGGAUAUAUUUUCAAGACAUAUGUUGUAUUUAUGGAAAUGAGAGUUAUUGUGAUGUUUUUCUGUGACCCUUAUAAUAGAGCCAGAGACCCUGGUUAUGGCUGUUCUGGUUCCUGUCUGCAAGCCUCUCUCUUUUCUGAGAUGUGAUAUUGGUGCUUUGCGUCUAGGUCAGGGAAUGUUCUGGAAGAAAGGCAAGUCUUUUUUUCUAUGCGCCUUAAACAAUUCUUGUGACUUUCUUUGGAAAAACAUUUUCAUGAUGUUGGAGGAAGACUUCUGAUAAGUUCAUUCUCCUUAUUUUUAUCCCAGGAAAUAAAAUGUUGCUUGGUUAAGGCAAGUGUUAGUUUUUUGACAGCUGAUGUACCCUUUGAAAUUUACAAAAAUAGUCUGUCACUUGCUGUUUGUGGUUUGGGAGUCAGAGUAAAGUCCACCUUGCCUGGGACAGAAAAUUUAGAAAAGGAGCCAUUACCUUCCUGCGGGGCCCCUUCUGUGCCUCACAGGUGGAGGGGUGGAUUCUGUGUCUUGGGCCAUUUGGGACACACACGGUCACCCCUGCAAUGCGCUGACUGGUCUGUUGGUGUGGUUUUAGACCCAGCCAUCAGGUGGAAUGAGGAUGAAGCCAGGCAGGGCAGAUUCCCACCCUGCACUGGGGCUGGGGCUGGAACUCUCCUUUGUCUGCAGGAUAUAAGCUCUACUUAACAUGGCUCUCACCAGCUCAGAGAAGCAAGCCUCACUCUCCUAGGCAUGAAGCGUGUUCACAGAAGUGCAGGGCUGGCGCGAAAGUCUCAGGGGGACCGAAGAGCACUCUGUGGCUCUGCUCUCCCCCACAGCCGGGCUGUGGAGGGGUAGAACGUGCCGCCUUUGUGGAGGACAGAGGCGGAAAGAAGCCAGAUGGUAGGAUUUGCUUGUCCGCAUUAAAGGCUAGUUCCUACCCAUGUGGCCUCACCUAAACUCAGAGUGAACCUUCUGUUGCGUGUUCACCGGAUGUUGUAGCAGAGCCUUGCAGGAGCUGAAACAGGGACUGCAGUUUUCCUCUGGGAUGAGCUGUUCGCAGGGUGCCCCAGGUUCCAAACCUCCUCACCGGGGGGGCUGGUGAUCCACACUCACACCUCCCCCAUGACUACAGCGAGCUUGCUGUCUCCUCCUCAGGGUGCAUCCAGUGCGCCAGGGGGCGAGGGAGGAUCUACUAAAUCGAUGUCUGGGAAUUUGGGAUUUCAAUGACACAACGACACAAUAAUAAAAGCCAGUGUCUGUGACUGCC